CGCGAGAGAGGAGCCCAGCGCACGGGCGAUUAUUAGCUGUGCGGCCCGUGCAGGUCGCGCGUGGGGGUGGCCGGUGGGGACUGACUGUGGUCUUGGUUUGGAGUUUUGGACUCUCCUACCCCUGUGAGGUACAAAUACGCUCCGCGCCUUUGUACGAGGAGCGGUGUCUCCUGGGGCAAGGAAGGAGCCAGGAUGGCCUGGGCUCUGAAGCUGCCUCUGGCCGAUGAAGUGAUUGAAUCCGGGCUGGUGCAGGACUUUGAUGCCAGCCUGUCCGGGAUCGGCCAGGAGCUGGGUGCUGGUGCCUAUAGCAUGAGUGAUGUCCUUGCGUUGCCCAUUUUUAAGCAAGAAGAGUCAAGUCUGCCUCCUGAUAACGAGAAUGAAAUCCUGCCUUUCCAGUACGUGCUUUGCGCUGCCACCUCUCCAGCCGUGAAGCUCCACGAUGAGACCCUGACAUACCUCAAUCAAGGACAGUCUUACGAAAUCCGAAUGCUAGAUAAUAGGAAGCUUGGAGAACUUCCAGAGAUUAAUGGCAAAUUGGUGAAGAGUAUAUUCCGUGUAGUAUUCCAUGACAGAAGGCUGCAGUACACUGAACAUCAGCAGCUGGAGGGCUGGAGGUGGAACCGACCUGGAGAUAGAAUCCUUGACAUAGAUAUCCCAAUGUCUGUGGGUAUCAUCGAUCCUCGGGCUAACCCAACUCAGCUCAAUACAGUGGAGUUCCUGUGGGACCCUGCCAAGAGGACGUCUGUGUUUAUUCAGGUUCACUGCAUUAGCACAGAGUUUACUAUGAGGAAACACGGUGGAGAAAAGGGGGUGCCGUUCCGAGUACAAAUCGAUACCUUCAAGGAAAACGAAAACGGGGACUAUACCGAGCACUUACACUCAGCCAGCUGCCAGAUCAAAGUCUUCAAGCCCAAAGGUGCAGACAGAAAGCAAAAAACAGAUAGAGAGAAAAUGGAAAAACGAACGCCUCAUGAAAAGGAGAAAUACCAACCUUCCUAUGAGACAACCAUACUCACAGAGUGUUCUCCAUGGCCUGAGAUCACGUAUGUCAAUUCCCCAUCACCGGGUUUCAACAGUUCCCAUAGCAGUUUUUCUCUUGGGGAAGGGAAUGGUUCGCCUAACCACCAGCCAGAGCCACCCCCUCCAGUCACCGACAACCUCUUGCCAACAACCACACCUCAGGAAGCUCAGCAGUGGUUGCAUCGAAACCGUUUUUCUACAUUCACAAGGCUUUUCACCAACUUCUCAGGGGCAGACUUACUGAAACUCACUAGAGAUGAUGUGAUCCAAAUCUGUGGUCCUGCAGAUGGAAUCAGGCUUUUUAAUGCAUUAAAAGGCCGGAUGGUGCGCCCAAGGCUAACCAUUUACGUCUGUCAGGAAUCGGUGCAGUUGAGGGAGCAGCAGCAGCAGCAGCCACAACAGAAGCAUGAGGAUGGAGACUCAAAUGGUACUUUCUUCGUGUACCAUGCCAUCUAUCUGGAAGAACUGACAGCUGUUGAGUUGACAGAAAAAAUUGCUCAGCUUUUCAGCAUUUCUCCUCGACAGAUCAGCCAGAUUUACAAGCAGGGCCCGACAGGGAUCCAUGUACUCAUCAGUGAUGAGAUGAUACAGAACUUUCAGGAAGAAGCCUGCUUUAUUCUGGACACGAUGAAAGCAGAAACCAAUGACAGCUAUCAUGUUAUACUGAAGUAGGAGCGGGGCAUCUCACUCUCGAUGGCUGCUGCUUCCUUCGCCUCUUGAAAACUGCCCCCUUGAAGGGACAUGAGUGGAGAGUUGGUUUGAAGGUCUGCAGGAACCUGCCUCAUCUGACUGUGUGGGGGAUUUAGCCCUGGAUGCAGAAUCCCAGCCCUGUGUGUUGUUGCCCCAAGCUCUUCUUAGCACACAGAUUACUGCCCUGUGUGGAAUUCUGAGGUUAUCUUUUAGUUGAAAUUCUGGCCCUGUUGUCCAAUAUCGAUAGGUACUCCACGUCAUUUAGGAUUAUGUAGGCGAUAAUGAUGAUGGGAAUUGUGUGAUGUUUAAUAGAAAGAUGUUAAGUUUUGUGAUAUGGAGCCAUAUAAUUUUUUCUAAUAUAAAAAUGAACAUCUAUAUUCAUAA
Chinchilla lanigera (long-tailed chinchilla) is the source of this 2094-nucleotide messenger RNA. RefSeq names its product transcription factor CP2 (gene Tfcp2). Gene Ontology annotation, molecular function: RNA polymerase II cis-regulatory region sequence-specific DNA binding; DNA-binding transcription activator activity, RNA polymerase II-specific. Lineage: Eukaryota; Metazoa; Chordata; Mammalia; Rodentia; Chinchillidae. Gene Ontology annotation, biological process: positive regulation of transcription by RNA polymerase II. Gene Ontology annotation, cellular component: nucleus. The record is from RefSeq and is a predicted model, not a curated record.